Molecule: messenger RNA, 1844 nt
Organism: Xenopus laevis (African clawed frog)
Lineage: Eukaryota; Metazoa; Chordata; Amphibia; Anura; Pipidae
Gene: rybp.L
Product: RING1 and YY1 binding protein L homeolog
Biological process (GO): positive regulation of DNA-templated transcription; regulation of DNA-templated transcription
Cellular component (GO): nucleus
Molecular function (GO): DNA binding; transcription coregulator activity
Source: RefSeq, marked provisional
CGGUGGAGCAGCUCAAGGCUCGGGCUGUGCAAGGCGGAUUAUCUACCCUCUCCCUCCUUCCGGAUAUCAGAUCUACCCCUCCCCCCCGACACCCUUCAGCACCCACCCCACUGGCUCUAUCGGAAUUCCCCCAAAAGCAGCAGCAGCUCCCCCUUCAGCCAAUUCCUAUUUAUUUAUAGGUGUGCGCGGGGGGCCCUGCAGAAAUCCCCGGGGGGAGGGUGAUCCACGAGUGGAAUUUACAUUCAUGAUUAUGGGCGACAAGAAGAGCCCGACCAGGCCAAAAAGGCAAGCGAAACCUUCGGCAGAUGAGAGUUACUGGGAUUGUAGCGUGUGCACCUUCAAAAACAGUGCGGAAGCCUUUAAAUGCAGCAUCUGUGACGUCAGGAAAGGCACCUCGACCAGGAAACCCAGAAUAAACUCUCAGUUAGUUGCACAGCAAGUGGCUCAACAGUACGCCUCGCCUCCACCCCCCAAAAAAGAGAAGAAGGAAAAGGUGGAGAAGCCUGAGAAAGAGAGAACAGACAAAGACAAGUUUGAAAAUGAAAAACCGGAAAAAGACAAGUUAGACAGAGAAAAAUUAGACCGAGAAAAGCUGGAUCGGGAGAAACUGGACAGAGAAAAGGUGGACCGGGAAAAGUUUGACAAGGAAAAGCUGGAUCGGGAUAAAAUCGACAGAGAAAAACUGGACAGGGAGAAAAAUGAUCGGGAAAAGCUGGAAAGAGAAAAGUUGAAUAGAGAGAAACUGGACAGAGAGAAACCAGAAAAAGAAAAACCUGAGAAGGAAAAGCCAGAGAAAGAGCAAAAAACAGACAGAGAGAGACAUGAAAAGGACAAGGAAAAGAACGAGAGAGACAUCAGCUCAAGUGUUGUAAAGAAGACCACUAAUAAAAAGUCCAGACCCAAGCCGGACAUUUUAAGGAAUCCAUCAAGUGACGCCAGUAUUCAGACUGGAAAUCCCAACGCAAAGAUCAGCAGCUUUAAUCACACUUCAAGACCCAGGCUUAAAAACAUUGACAGAAGUACCGCACAGCAACUGGCAGUAACAGUGGGCAACGUAACUGUAAUAAUCACAGACUUUAAAGAAAAGACUCGUUCUUCUUCCACAUCUUCAUCCACAGUGACCUCCAGUGCAGGCUCAGAACAACAGAAUCAGAGCAGUUCCGGCUCUGAGAGCACAGACAAGGGAUCUUCUCGUUCGUCGACCCCGAAGGGCGACAUGUCUGUUGUCAAUGACGAGUCUUUCUGAAGAGGGCCCAUAUUGCACACAAAUUGAUGGAAACUCUCAAUCUGGGUCCGGAAUUCCAAGACACCCAGUUGCCUGUGUUGGCCGUGUACCCGGAGCAUUGUUAUAAUUAUUACUUUGGUUUUGAGAAGGAGACUUUUUAUUUCCCCUUUUCCCCCUUUUUUGGACAACAGCCUCUUCCUUCUGCUCCCGGGAUCAUUUCUACGUGACGUGGGCAUCUUGGCAACCAAGGAAUUUCCUACCCUCAACGAUGACCCUAGACACUUGCGUAUUCCAUUAUUUGAUAUGAUUUUCUUAACAAUCAUUUAGAAUUGGAUGUGCGCCUAAAUCUACUUUUUUAUACAGAUCUGCUGUGCACAUUUUUUUUCCAUGUACAUGCUAACUUUUUUUUUUUCCUUGUGUUAUUUUUUAUUUACUUUUAUUUAUUGCAUCGUCAACCUCCUGUCCACUUCCUGCAUCCCCCCCCCGUCUUUCUGUUUUCUUUUUCCUCUUCCUGUAAUACAGCAUACUAUUGAUUUUUUAUACAUCAAUAUAUAUAUAAACAAAUAUAUAUAUAUAUAAAUAUAUAAAUAUAUAUAAAUAAAUGGUUAUUUGAACCCAA